Messenger RNA from Caenorhabditis angaria, 1424 nucleotides. NCBI's taxonomy places the organism in Eukaryota, Metazoa, Nematoda, Chromadorea, Rhabditida, Rhabditidae. The record is from the annotation of a GenBank genome assembly.
AUGCCAAGAACCAAAAAAAUCGCCGAUUUUGGAGACGGAAUCCAUCAGAAAUUCAUCGAACUGAUGAAGGACAAUUUGUAUCAUGUUGAAAAAGUGGUUUUGAAACACGUCAAUUCGCCCGAGGUGAGUUGAGAGCUUUUCAGAAGAAAAUAUCGAAUUUUAAAAUGAAAAUUUUGAUUUUUCAUAAGAUCUUGAGGUAGAAAAUGAUUUUUGGCCAAAAAAGUAUCGAUUUUUUAAGAAAAUGAUUCUUCAAAAAAUACAUCGAGGACAAUUUUUCUCGAAAAACUUGAAGUUCCAUUAAAAAUGCCGAUUUUGUUGCAGGGCAACUACUAUUUGAUCGCGAUGAUACCGAAAGUGAAAGAAAACAGACGUAGUUGGCAAUUCACGGCAAAAAUCCAGAAAGAUUUAAGAAAUCCGCAAAAAUCGUUCGUUUUCCGACGGGUCGAAAAAUUGGAAAGUGGCCAAGAUGUGAUAGACCAACCAAUGAUUAGUGAUAAUUUUAAUUAUCAACAUAAUUGUGCCAGAUGGUUGUAUAGCAUUUUGUAUGAACACGAAUUUGAUAUCGAUUUUUUGGAUGUGAUGUUGGUGAGUUAUAGGAAGCGGGAAAAAAUGUAGUUAUGACGUGACAUUUGCGCGGAGGGGAGAGGUGAUCAGGAAGAAGCAAUCGGGCUGCUUCAGGAGGUCUAAACGAACUAAGACGUGGCAAUUUUCAGCCGCCACGUUCGGCACAAUUGCAACGUGUCAAAUGGAAAAACGCUGUGCGGCGCCUCGAAAUCACAGUAGACAGGGAAGAACAGGAUCGACAACUAAUUAUUGGAUGGCUUGCGAAUUUCAAAGAGCGCCUUGUCAAUUUGGUGAAAAUAACAUCGGAAAGUGUUCGAAUUGAAGUGAAGAUGAGCAAAUAUGUGAGUUUUUGUGAAUGUGAAAAAAUUUGACUGAAAAUCUUGCAGCUUAAAACCGUGCAUACUGUCGAAAUUUGUGGGAAAAGCGAUAUCGAUUGGGAGUGGAUUUACAGUACAAACACGAUAAAAUUUAUUCAUAGCGGAAGUGAUGAUUUCGUGUUGACAGAUGAUGAAAUUAAGAAGAUUUGUGAGGUUGGUUUAGAUAUGGAGACCUAUUAAAUAUAGGCUUGAAGUCAGGUCAGAAAUAAUAUGCAAAUAUGCAUUUUUCAGCACUAUAUUGAUCCAAAAAACAAAGGAACAAUCCUAAUUUUCGACCAAGGAACCGUUGAAAGAGGCGAAGAAUUGAAGAAAUGGUUGAGAGAAACAUAUUCGGAACAUAGAUUGGGAGUCGACUAUUUUCAGCUGAGAGUCGGAAAAAAUGACAUGUUCUAUUUUCAAAUGAAAAAUGGAUAUUUGAAGUUUGGAAAAUGUACUUAUUUGAUUAUCACAGAUGCCAAUGAAAUGACAUUUCCCCAAUAUUGA